AUGAGCAAGUUUGUUUCAACAAGGGUGCCAGACGCUCCUGAGGAGCAUAUCUCUCAGGAGGAGAAAGCCGAGCUGGAAUUCGGUACUCUGACUUCCAAGGAUUAUUUGUAUUCUGUUCAUUACGAUCCAACUCGACCACUGAACCCGGCCGUGGAUGAACCUCCAUAUUUCAUUGUGAUCUUCACCUACCUCAACUACUUAAUUCUGAUUAUCAUCGGCCACCUCAAAGACUUCUUUGGCAAACGAUUCAUGCCUCAAUAUUUCGAAGCCGUGCUACCGAAAAACGGAUAUCCUCCGUGGUAUUCGGCUUUUGAGUCUUUCUAUCCACGUCGUUUGAAAAAGAGACUUGAUGACUGCUUUUCCCGGCCAAUUUGCGGCGUUCCCGGCCGCUUUGUCAGAUGUUUCGAUCGUAUUUCUCCAGACUACAACGAAUCGUUCCUCUACAGUGGAGAAUUGAAAUCUCUUCUUAAUCUAUCUUCUUACAACUACCUCGGAUUUGCACAGUCUGUUGGUUGUUGCACAGAUGCUUCCAUCAAAUCUUUGGAAAAAUACGGUACCUCCUCGUACGGCCCAAGAACCCAGAUUGGUACCAGCGAUCUCCAAAUAGAAACCGAGAAACUCGUCGCCAAGUUUGUUGGAAAGGACGACUCCUUGAUGUUUGCCAUGGGUUACGGAACAAACGCCAAUUUGUUCACCUCGUUGGUCAACUCAAAGUGUUUGGUCAUCUCUGACGCGUUGAACCACAGUUCUAUUAGAUUUGGAAUUCGUCUUUCCGGUGCUGCAGUUAAAGUUUUUCCUCAUAAUGACAUGAAAGCCCUUGAAAAGAUACUCAGAGAAUCUAUUUCGCAAGGACAAUCAAAGACUCACCGUCCAUGGAAGAAAAUCUUGGUCUGUGUGGAAGGAUUGUAUUCCAUGGAAGGAGACUUGUGUGACCUUCCUGCCUUGGUGGCUCUGAGAGACAAGUACAAGUUUUAUCUGUUUAUGGAUGAGGCUCACUCUAUUGGUGCUAUGGGAAAAAGCGGAAAAGGUAUUUGUGAUUACUUUGGCAUCUCUCCAUCCAAAGUGGACAUGUUGAUGGGUACUUUCACCAAAUCUUUUGGAGCAGCUGGUGGUUACGUUGCUGCUAACCAAGACAUUAUCGACCGACUCAGGCUGGAUAUCAGUACAAACGUCUAUGGAGAAUCGAUGCCUCCUGCGGUUGUGACUCAAAUUAAUACUUCAUUGCGGGUUCUGAUCGGUGAACUUAACGGCGAUGAAGGAAAGGAAAGAUUGCAAAGAAUUGCGUUCAAUUCGAGAUACCUGCGUUUGGGAUUGAAACGGCUUGGAUUCAUUGUGUAUGGUGUUGAUGAUUCGCCUGUGAUCCCGUUAUUAUUAUAUGCUCCACCAAAAAUGCCAGCCUUCAGCAGAAUGAUGUAUGAGAGAGGUGUUGCUGUGGUGGUUGUCGGAUACCCUGCUACAGAGUUAAUUUCUUCGCGUGUCAGACUAUGUGUUUCUGCUUCGUUGACGAAGGAGGAUAUCGACAAGAUUUUGACCAUCUGUGACGAGAUCGGGGACAAAUUAUACCUCAAGUUCAGCUCGGGAAUAUCUGGCGGAGAAAAGAAUCCUGGAGAUUACGAGAAGGGAAUUGCUCCUCGGUGGAGUCUCCAAGAAGUUCUGGAGCGCACUCCUGAGGACUGCAAGAAAUAA
Molecule: messenger RNA, 1686 nt
Organism: Ogataea philodendri
Lineage: Eukaryota; Fungi; Ascomycota; Pichiomycetes; Pichiales; Pichiaceae
Exons: 1
Coding region: 1-1686 (561 amino acids)
Biological process (GO): ceramide biosynthetic process; sphingosine biosynthetic process
Cellular component (GO): serine palmitoyltransferase complex
Molecular function (GO): serine C-palmitoyltransferase activity; pyridoxal phosphate binding
Source: RefSeq, a predicted model, not a curated record